Messenger RNA from Micromonas pusilla CCMP1545, 309 nucleotides. RefSeq lists its product as uncharacterized. NCBI's taxonomy places the organism in Eukaryota, Viridiplantae, Chlorophyta, Mamiellophyceae, Mamiellales, Mamiellaceae. The transcript has a single exon. Bases 1 to 309 code for a protein of 102 amino acids. The record is from RefSeq and is a predicted model, not a curated record.
AUGUCGCAGACGGGGCCGUUGUCGCACGCGGGGUCGUUCGACUGCGCGGGGAUGAUCUCCGUGAGCGCGGCGAUCGCCUCCGCGACGUCCGCGGGGUCGUCCAGCGGCGAUUUUUCGUCGCUGCAGAGCCGAAAUUUUCUCUCCAGCCCCCGCCGCCCUUCGCUUCCCCCGGGAUCGGCGAUGAUCUCGCCGAUCGCGUCGAACGCCGCCCUCACCGCGUCCGCGCACGCGUCCGACCCGCCCACGACCGACGCCCGCAGCGCGUCGCCCACGACGGCGUCGUACCCGGGCAUCGCGAGCGACGCCUGA